Messenger RNA from Echinops telfairi (small Madagascar hedgehog), 3250 nucleotides. It is a transcript of the gene TBC1D10B, whose product is annotated as TBC1 domain family member 10B. The transcript is spliced from 9 exons. NCBI's taxonomy places the organism in Eukaryota, Metazoa, Chordata, Mammalia, Afrosoricida, Tenrecidae. The record is from RefSeq and is a predicted model, not a curated record. The coding region runs from base 8 to 2371 and encodes 787 amino acids.
CGCGGCCAUGGAGACGGGCCGGGCGUCCGUGGUGGCCCCGGCGCGCUGUCAUGGCGCCCCCGCGGCCCCUUCGCCACCGCCCCGGAGCUCCCGGGCCGGGACCGUGGUGUUGGUGACCCAAGGGCCCCAGGUGACCAUGGCCACCUCGGCUCCGGUCACCCUCGUGGCCCCUGGGGAGGCGCGGCCCACUCGGGUCCAGGCGCCCAACCAGACGACCGACCCAGUCCCGGUCACCACCUCGGGGGUUACCAGCAGCACAGUGGUCGAGCUGACCCUGGAGGCCUCGCCUGCAGCCCCGGCUGCACAGGUCCCCCCGGGCGCCGAGCCCCCGGGGCCCGCGGCGGCAGCAGAAGCUGGGACGGCCAUAGCACCGGCCCCAGGGGCAGACUCCCCGAAGACGGAGGAAACGCGAACGUCUCCGGCCCCUGCUCCAGGGACGCCCACCCGGACCCCCUCCAGGACACCUCCGGGGGCCCUGACUGCCAAGCCCCCGCUUGCCCCAAAGCCAGUGGCCCGUCCUGCCGCAGUGACAGCGGGACAGAUGGCAAGUGGACCGGGAGCUCCAGCACCAGCACCCACCUCUGAGGACCCUUCAGCGCCUGGCGCUGGCCCUCCAGAGACCUGUGAGGCUCAGAUGGCCGUAGUGACGGUGACCCCAGCCCCAGAGCCUGCUGAGAGCACUCAGGACCUGGGUUCCACGUCCAGCCUGGGCCCUGGCAUCCCUGGGCCCCGCGGGCAGGCGCCUGACACGCUGAGCUACCUGGACUCGGUGAGCCUCAUGUCGGGGACCUUGGAAUCCCUGGCGGAUGACGUGAGCUCUAUGGGCUCGGACUCGGAGAUCAAUGGGCUGGCCCUGCGCAAGACGGACAAGUACGGCUUCCUGGGGGGCAGCCAGUACUCGGGCAUCCUAGAGAGCUCCAUUCCCGUGGAUGUGGCAAGGCAGCGGGAGCUCAAGUGGCUGGAGAUGUUCAGUAAUUGGGAUAAGUGGCUGUCACGGCGUUUCCAGAAGGUGAAGCUGCGCUGCCGGAAGGGGGUCCCCUCCUCCCUCAGAGCCAAGGCCUGGCAGUACCUAUCCAAUAGCAAGGAACUCCUGGAGCAGAACCCGGGCAAGUUUGAGGAGCUGGAACGGGCUCCUGGGGACCCCAAGUGGCUGGAUGUAAUUGAAAAGGACCUGCACCGCCAGUUCCCUUUCCAUGAGAUGUUUGCUGCUCGAGGGGGACAUGGGCAACAGGACCUGUAUCGUAUCCUGAAGGCCUACACUAUCUACCGGCCGGAUGAGGGCUACUGCCAGGCGCAGGCCCCCGUGGCCGCAGUGCUGCUCAUGCACAUGCCCGCCGAGCAAGCCUUCUGGUGCCUGGUUCAGAUCUGUGACAAGUACCUCCCGGGCUAUUACAGCGCAGGGCUGGAGGCCAUCCAGCUGGAUGGUGAGAUCUUCUUUGCGCUGCUGCGCCGGGCCUCCCCGCUGGCACACCGGCACCUGCGGCGGCAGCGCAUUGAUCCCGUGCUCUACAUGACCGAGUGGUUCAUGUGCAUCUUCGCCCGCACCCUGCCCUGGGCCUCAGUGCUGCGCGUGUGGGACAUGUUCUUCUGUGAAGGCGUCAAGAUCAUCUUCCGAGUGGCCCUGGUGUUGCUGCGGCAUACACUGGGGUCUGUGGAUAAGCUGCGUGCCUGCCAAGGCAUGUACGAGACCAUGGAGCAGCUGCGGAACCUGCCUCAGCAAUGCAUGCAGGAGGACUUCCUCGUGCAUGAGGUGACCAACCUCCCGGUGACAGAGGCAUUGAUCGAAAGGGAAAACACCGCUCAGCUCAAGAAGUGGCAGGAAACCCGAGGGGAGCUGCAGUGCCGGCCCUCGAGGCGCCUCCACGGCUCCCGGGCCAUCCACGAGGAGCGCAGGCGGCAGCAGCCACCCCUGGGCCCCUCCUCCAGCCUCCUCAGCCUCCCAGGCCUGAAGACCAGAGGCUCCCGGGCAGGCGGGGCUCCCUCUCCGCCCCCUCCUGCCCGAAGGGCCAGUGUCGGUCCCGCCCCGGGGCCUGUGGUCACUGCUGAGGGACUCCGUCCAUCCCUUCCUUCGCCUACUGGCAACAGCACCCCAUUGGGGCCCAGCAAGGAGACACGGAGGCAGGAGAAGGAGCGGCAGAAGCAGGAGAGGGAGCAGGAGAAAGAGCGGCAGAAGCAGCAGAAGGAGCGGCAGAAGUGGGAGAAGGAGCGGCAGAAGCGGGAGAAGGAGCAGGAGAAGGAGCGGCAGAAGCAGGAAAAGAAGGCCCAGGGCCGGAAGCUCUCGCUGCAGCGCAAGGCAGACGGGGUCCCCGCGCCCCAGGAUGGCGGGGACAGGUCCUCGGCCGCAGAGGCCCGGCAAGAUGCCUACUUCUGACCUCUGCGCUGGGGCUGAACUGCAUGGACCCCUUCCCCUCAGCCAAGGAGCAGGCCUGGCCUGGGCUGCUGCCCCAGCCCCCUCGAGGGGCCGAGGGGCCGUCCCCUCAGAGCAAAGUGGCUUGAUAUCCAUCUCCUCGCCACCCGCUGCUCCCAGAGGGGCCACGCUGUGACCUUGCCUGGGGCAGUUGCAGGUCCCUGAGGCAGUCAGAGCAGAUCUGGAGACCAUCACCUCCAGAUGGACCCAGCCGUGGGUCUUACAUACUCCUGCCUGCCAGCUCCCUCUGGGGUCCCCGCCCCGGUGCUGCCCUGGCUGACUUGGUGAAGGGGAGUCAGCAGUUUUCAGAUUAUUACACUCCAGUGGCUUCCCUUCCCUGUGGGGGGCGGGGGGGUGCUGGGUUCCUGUUCCCUCCUUAGGCCUGCCUGUCAUGUCCCCUCAACUGCUCCCCACUGCUCUGCCCCACUCCCUGGCUGGGGCCAGGCUACCCUGCACUCUCCUUCUGGACCUUGCUGUGGCAGUUCUGUACAGAGGACGCAUCUUCUGUGCGUUAGGUCUCCUGCCACAAGGCCCACACCUCCGUGUAUUUAAGGGACACGCACUGGAACGGGUACUGCCCCCCACUUCCCAGCCCACUGCCCUCGGGCACUCGCUCUUCACCGCUUCCCUCCUCCAUGUUCUCAGGCUUCCUCUGCUUUGUCUCACCGGGCCCGCCUUUCACCUCAACUCCUUCCAGCCCUACAAGUCCCCAUCACAGGGGUCUCCCCUCUGAGGCCCGGGGUGGGGGUGGGGAACCCUAUGUUUACAUUCUCUUCUGUCCCUGCCCCCGCCCAUGCGUGUGGCACUUUGAGGAACCAGAAAAGAACCUGCUGUUGAACCUGG